Molecule: messenger RNA, 3169 nt
Organism: Coregonus clupeaformis (lake whitefish)
Lineage: Eukaryota; Metazoa; Chordata; Actinopteri; Salmoniformes; Salmonidae
Product: proprotein convertase subtilisin/kexin type 7
Exons: 16
Coding region: 257-2440 (727 amino acids)
Biological process (GO): protein processing
Cellular component (GO): Golgi membrane; trans-Golgi network
Molecular function (GO): serine-type endopeptidase activity
Source: RefSeq, a predicted model, not a curated record
GUUUAGCGUGGCAGGGAGUGUAAUGAUGGCUAAACAUACUGGUACACAUAAUAGACGUCUCCCCCAAGUGGAUUAAAAAAAACAUACAUAGAAAAGUUGUUGCGGAAGUGACGACAUUACGGAAACUACAGUCUCUCAAGUGAUGGUAAAUGAAAUUGUCGAACACAAACUGUAGAAUAAAGACGUCGACGAAAAGGCUGCAGGUCCUAAUGUGGAGGCGGAGAAGAACUUGCGUUGAUCACGUGCCUGUGUUGCUAUGGGUUCACCCCCCUUGUUCCUGUUCCUCCUGGGCCUGACCUCUAUGCUCCGCCUGACUGUUCAUACCCUCCACACAUCCGCCCCUCCCCCGUCUCCUCCCCCCUCCUGUGGGCCGGGCCAGUCCUGGGCCGUCCGGCUGCACACAGACUCAGAGCUGCUAGGGACUGAAGGCUCCACCCUGCACGAGCUGGCCAGCAGGGUGGCUGAGCAGGCAGGCCUGGAGAACAGGGGCCAGAUAGGGCAGCUGGAGGGCCACUACCUGCUCUGUGCUGGGCCCGAGGAGGAGGGCAGGCCGGGGGACGUGCUGGAAGCCCACCCUCAUGUGCUCUGGCACUCCCAGGAGCAGGUCCUCCACCGCUCCAAGAGGGCAAUGGCCUUCAACGACCCCAGAUACCCCUUACAGUGGCACCUGCACAACGAUGUCAGGGAGGGCAUGGACAUCAAUGUGACUGGUGUAUGGGAGCGCAACAUCACAGGGGUAGGGGUGACCGUGGUGGUCGUGGACGAUGGGGUUCAGCACACCCUCCAGGACAUUCAGUCAAACUAUAGUCCAGAGGGCAGUUAUGACUUGAACUCCAACGACCCGGACCCCAUGCCCCACCCGGACGCCCACAGUGACAACCACCACGGCACACGCUGCGCCGGGGAGAUCGCUGCCGUCUCCAACAACAGCUUCUGCGCUGUGGGCGUGGCCUAUGGCAGUAAAGUGGCGGGUAUCAGAGUCCUGGAUGGGCCGCUCACAGACAGUAUGGAGGCAGUGGCUUUCAACAAGCACUACCAGAUCAACGAUGUCUACAGCUGCAGUUGGGGUCCUGAUGAUGAUGGCCGCACUGUCGAUGGACCACACCCCUUGGGCAAGGCGGCGCUGCAGCACGGCGUGAUUGCUGGCAGAAGGGGCUUCGGCAGUAUCUUUGUCGUCGCCAGUGGCAACGGGGGCCAGUACGAGGACAACUGCAACUACGAUGGCUAUGCUAACUCAAUCUACACUAUUACCAUUGGAGCAGUAAAUGAGGAAGGGAAGAUGCCCUUCUAUGCUGAGGAGUGUGCCUCCAUGCUGGCUGUCACCUUCAGCAGUGGGGGCAAAACGCUGCGUAGUAUCGUGACGUCAGACUGGUCACUGCAGCAGGGCACGGGCUGUACUGACGGGCACACGGGCACCUCGGCGGCAGCGCCCCUGGCGGCUGGCAUGGUGGCGCUGAUGCUGCAGGUCCGGCCCUGUCUCACCUGGAGAGACGUGCAGCACAUCAUCACCUACACAGCCACACAGUAUGAUGUGCAAGGGGACUGGAAAAUCAAUGGCGCUGGCUUCCACCACAGUCACCAGCACGGCUUCGGCCUGCUCAACGCCUGGAGGCUGGUCAACGCUGCCAAGGUGUGGGAGAUGGUGCCAUUCCUAGUGUCCUAUCAGAGCCCAGUGCUGAAGGAGGAGGAGCUUAUCCCAGCCUAUCCGGAGCAACUCAAUCUAACCUGGAACGUGACUGCAGCUGACCUCAGGCAGUCCGGAAUGCAGACCUUGGAGCAUGUGUCUGUCACUUUGACACUGGCCCAUACUCGCCGCGGCAAUGUGGAGAUCAUGCUGCUCUGCCCCAGUGGCAUGACCUCACUCAUCGGGGCGCGCCGUACUCUGGAUACGGAUACCUCGGGUUACUCAGACUGGACGUUUUCCACUGUGCGCUGCUGGGGAGAGAGAGCCGAGGGCCAGUACAGGCUGCAAGUCUCUGACCACAGUAAGGAAGAGCCUGCGUUGCCGCUGGGCUCUCUGAAGCACUGGAAGCUCACUCUGUACGGCUCCUCUCUGUCCUUCGAAGAGGUCAAGGAGAGACAGAGUGUGGUGGAGGAGGCUAUGGGAGGGCAGUAUCUGGACAGCAGUUUCUCCCUGCCCUGUCCUGCAGGCAUGGACAUCCCCCCUGAGAUGGUCAGCCCGUUCACCUCCAACAGCCUCAAGUCUCUGCUACUGCUGGGCUGCUUCGCUCUCUUCUGGUCCCUGUACUACACACUGGAGGUGACCCUGGCCAACCUGGACUUUAGGGGGCUGUGUCGGCGUGGCAGGGGGACGCGGGGCUCCCGCGGGGGCCGGGGGAGGGGCACUGGAACUCUGGGGGACAGCUCUGAGCUGGAGAUGCAGAGCGUGUUGGACUCAGAGGAGAAGUUGCCCUUCAUCACUGGAGACGCUGCCACAUAACACUGGAGAAAACCUCUGUCCUCUCACCCUACGACCUCCCACCCGCCUCUCAUCAGUCUAGGCCUGGCGCCCCCCUGCGGUGACCCCAGUGGGUCCAACUAAACUGGACUGGAGACUGAACUAUGUGGGCUGGAACUGUGAACUUACUGGCCCACCCAUCGCUCCCCAAGCCUGUGGCCUUUUAUCAGCGUUGCAGCGCCCCAUGCGUGUGUGAGUAAGUGUACUGCGGUGGAGCAACCUAGACCCUCUGGAUCUCUCAGGACCCUCCGCUCUCACCUAGCACUGCUAUAGAGGUGGUAGUUUGGCCUGGUCUUUGGGUUGGAGUAUGUAUCACUAGUUUGGUUCAGUCCCUUACCUGGGUCUUUGAGCGUGGGGUUAGAAGGUGUGCUGGACAACCAAGCAGAGCAGCACUCCUGGGGUGGUUUCCUGGACAACGAUUAAGCCUAACCCUGGACUAAAAAGCAAGAUAAAUUACGAAUAUCUGUUGGAAAUGUUUUUUAGUCCAGGAUUAGGCUUAGUCUGGGUCCGAAACCGGCCCUUGAAGUUUAAGUCAAACUUCCUACGUUUAUUAGGUGUGCACAAUGGGAAGGCAUUACAAUGCUGUGCGUGUGGAUGUGUUUUAAAAUGUAAAUGGUGUUUGGUUGACUCCAGUGACUCCCACAGUUGUCAAGUUGACUGGAUGUCCUUUGGGUGGUAGACCAAGUUGCUUUCAGUUUUGGUCCACCAGCU